CUCUGAGAUGACAGACUGACUCAACAAAAUGGUUUCACACACAGACUCGGCUUUAAAGAGCUCUUCCUCUAUAUGCUACUGGGGUGUGUGUGGUGUGUAUGCGCGAAGGAACUGAUUCCAGACACAGAUGCAGAGAGACCCACCGGUCAAUCACCUACUCCAUGGGAAGCUCACAUUUAACAACAAGAAACACGAGUUCCGCAACAAACCCGUCAAAACUGGAGGGGUCAUGGUUGUACCUGAAGGAGCUGAAAUGAUGCCCAGAGCCGGUGCAGAUUAUCCCAUGCUGUCUAGUCCUGCUUUUUCUGCCAUAUCAGACCACAGAAAGAUCAAAUUGCACCAUGAUAUGAAGGAGCCAAAUAAAGACAGAGAACAUGGUGCGGGAAAGGGCCACAAAAACCAAACACCGAAUACAGAGCACAGAGAACACAAGAUCACUGAGAGUAAAAGAACGUCCAAAGAGAGACAGCAUGAAAAAGAGAAGUCCACACUGGAGCUGCCAUCUUCUUCCUUUAUAGGGAAGAGCACAGAGUAUUGGGGGAAGACAGAGGGCAAAAACUUGACCAAAGUGGCCUAUAAAGAACCCAAAAUCAGCAGAAGAGAGCUCCGAGGUGGAGGGCAGGUGGAUUUACAAGGUGUAAGCAAACGUGCUUCAUCUACAACAGAGUCAUCAGAUCUGAGCACCAAAAAGCUGAAAAGCUUAAAGGGGUGUAAAGAAAGAAGCUCUGUUACAGUCUCCUCCCGUGUCUCCUCAACUUCCACCACAACCUACCUGGAGAAGAAAGGAAUGAAGGAAACAAGCCACUGGAUAAAAGUCAAACAUGAAAUUCCUGUAGUGAUGAGAAGCAACAGCUCGAAUUCCAAUUCAGAAGAGGAGAUUUUGUCUAGAUCUGUGUCAUUUCAGUCCAGGUCAUCCAGUUCCUGCUCUUCUUCCAGCCCUGAUUCUGAGUUUGAGCCUUUGCAGAUGCAAAGACAAGGACCUUUGCACUCCAUGGUGGAACAUCUGCAUUCAGUGCACUCUGAUGAUUACAGAAACCCAGUGGUGGAGACAGCUAUGAAGGCCAAAGCCACAAUCCAGGACUCACGUUUGUUCAGGAACAGUGACAGUGAUGAUGUUGAAGAGUCUUACCCACACAGCCAGGACGCACCAUCACCCAAACUCAAUACAAAAAGCCUUAGGAUGUUGGAGAAGAAGAAUUCAGAUUCCUGCAAAAAUAAAAAGGUUUUCAAGGAUGACAAGGUAGAAAGGGCUUACACAGAAGAGCUGGUGGACCUCCAUCGCAGACUGAUGGCUCUGAGAGAGAGGAACAUUUUACAACAGAUAGUAAACCUUAUUGAAAAGACAGGACACUUCAACAUCACCAAAACCACAUUUGACUUCGAUCUUUUCUCCUUGGAUGAACCCACUGUGCGGAAAUUACAGAGCUACCUGCAGACCAAGGGGACAUGACAAAAAGAAAAGCUUUAUGUCUCAGUUAAAUACCGGCAUGUACACACCGCAGUAAUAAAUGUGAUGAACAUGAGGAGGGUUUGAAGGCGGGAGUAUGUUUUUGCACUACAGCUGAAAAAUCUGAGCAU
Messenger RNA from Clarias gariepinus (North African catfish), 1578 nucleotides. RefSeq names its product protein ENL-like. The coding region runs from base 128 to 1450 and encodes 440 amino acids. Gene Ontology annotation, cellular component: super elongation complex. The record is from RefSeq and is a predicted model, not a curated record. The transcript has 11 exons. NCBI's taxonomy places the organism in Eukaryota, Metazoa, Chordata, Actinopteri, Siluriformes, Clariidae.